Guyanagaster necrorhizus is the source of this 2439-nucleotide messenger RNA. Its product is annotated as OPT oligopeptide transporter. The transcript is spliced from 8 exons. Gene Ontology annotation, biological process: transmembrane transport. Gene Ontology annotation, molecular function: oligopeptide transmembrane transporter activity. The record is from RefSeq and is a predicted model, not a curated record. Bases 1 to 2439 code for a protein of 812 amino acids. NCBI's taxonomy places the organism in Eukaryota, Fungi, Basidiomycota, Agaricomycetes, Agaricales, Physalacriaceae.
AUGGAAGAAGCCAAGUCUUAUACUUCCUCAACAGAGCAACUGCCUUACCAGCCUCCACAUCUGAGAGCUCGUGGCAUCCCUGACGUGCCAGAGGACAUCGACUUCACCGUCGAGCACUUGAACGAUCCCAACUUGGACAUCAAAGCCCUCCGCCCGUCAACUAAAGCUUGGGAGCUUGAAAACAAGAAGCUUCCCCCAGUCUAUGUUUCCUCGGAUGGAGACACAGACUCCCGCUUCGACAGGUACUCGACGUCCCGCGCCGAAUCCCGGAAUUCUAGCGCAGUGGAAGACUUCGACGACGAAUCACCUUACCCAGAAGUUCGAGCCGCAGUGUCCAGCAUUGAUGAUCCAAGUAUGCCAGUGAAUACGUUCAGAAUGUGGACCAUUGGUCUAUUCUUCACGAUAUUUCUCCCUGGACUAAAUCAAGUCUUGGGCAUGCGAUACCCUUCACUGUACGUUACCGGCCUCGUCAUUCAGUUGCUCUCACUCCCCAUGGGCAAAGGCAUGGAGAGGAUACUGCCUACCACCAAGUUCAACACAUUCGGAUUUAUUUGGUCGUUGAACCCCGGACCCUUCAACAUCAAGGAGCAUGUAUGCAUCACGGUUAUGGCCAACAUUGCGUACCCUGGUGGUUACGCGACCGACAUCCUAGUCGCUCAGCGACUCUUCUAUGACCAACAGCUAUCAUUCGCGUACCAAAUACUCCUCGUACUUGGUAUCCAAGUGUUCGGCUUUUCCCUUGCCGGCAUUCUGCGUCGGUAUGUUGUGUGGCCGUCGAGUAUGAUUUGGCCCGGUGCCAUCGUCAACUCGGCGCUUUUCAACACGCUUCACAAGAGCUAUGGCAAGCGAGAGCGGGGCCAUAUGACACGUGAAAGAUUUUUCUUCCUCGUCGUCUUUGGCAGUAUGAUCUAUUACUUUUUGCCUGGCUAUUUGUUCACCGCUUUGAGCGCGUUCAACUGGGUCUGCUGGAUUGCUCCCAACAAUGUUACCGUGAACGCACUCUUUGGCUCGUCCGGCCUUGGGAUGAGUCUUGUAACUUUCGACUGGUCGAUGAUCUCCUAUGUCAGCAGUCCUCUGGUCACUCCAUGGUGGUCGGAGGCAAAUGUCAUCGUUUCAUUCGUGUUCUGGUUCUGGAUUAUUGCUCCCAUCAUCUACUUCACAAAUACCUUCAAUUCUGCUUUCUUGCCCAUCUCGUCCUACUACUCCUUCGAUAAUACCGGUGCGAGCUAUAACGCCAGUCAGGUUGUGACGGACGGUGUGUUCGACGUCGACAAGUACAGGGCGUACUCACCGGUCUUCGUGCCCGCCACGCUCUCCCUCGCAUAUGGUAUCAGCUUCGCUAUCUUCCCGGCAGUCAUUGUUCAUACUUUACUGUGGUUCCGCCGCGAUCUUGUGCGCCGCUUCCGCACGUCUCUGAGGGAUGAGCGCGAUGUCCAUUCGCGUCUGAUGCAGGCCUAUCGUGAAGUUCCGAGCUGGUGGUAUGGUCUAGUCGGAAUCAUUUCCUUCCUGCUUGUUGUCAUCGCCAUCGAGAUCUUCCCGACCCAGCUACCGGUUUGGGCCGCAUUCAUUGCCUUUGGCCUAUCUGCCAUCACUGCGCUCCCCUUGGCUAUGCUCCAAGCAAUUUCCAACACGCAGAUCGCCUUCUCCGUCAUGUAUGAACUCAUCGGCGGAUUCAUGCUCCCUGGUAAACCCGUCGCCAACGUCAUCUUCAAAGCUAUGGGUAUUAUGGGCUCCACUCAAGCUGCUACUUUUUCGGGUGACCUGAAGUUGGGUCACUACAUGAAGAUUCCUCCACGCACCAUGUUCACGGUCCAAAUGGUGGCGGUAUUCAUUACAUGUUUCGUGGCUGUCGGAACACAGGCUUGGAUGUUCGCGAACAUUGAAGACAUGUGUUUAUCAACUCAGAAGGAUGGCUUCACCUGUCCUACGACAAACAUUUUCGCUACUGCUUCAUUAAUCUGGGGUGGUAUUGGUCCCGCUCGCAUGUUUGGCAAAGGUGCCACUUACAAUCCCUUGCUCUGGUUCUUCCUUAUCGGUGCAAUCCUCCCAAUUCCAUUCUAUAUCCUCGCCCGCCGCUACCCUCACUCACAUUGGCGAUUCGCUAAUAUUCCCGUCUUCCUUGCCGGCGUUCUAGCCAUUCCCCCAGCGUCGGGAAUGAACUAUGCAUCUUGGGCGCUUGUCGGAUUCAUCUUUAACUGGUAUAUUCGCCGUUUCCACUUCCGAUGGUGGAUGCGAUACAACUACAUUCUCUCCGCCGCUCUGGACGCUGGAACUGCGUUCGCCAUCAUUCUUAUCUUCCUUUGCCUACAACUCCCAAAGGGUGGUAUUACAUUGAAUUGGUGGGGAAACACCGUCUGGCAAAAGACCGCUGACGCCUUGGGCCUGCCUCUCAAGACACUAAAUCCUGGUGAAAUAUUUGGACCGUCGACCUGGUCAUAA